AUGCAAGCUCCCGAUAAAAACCUCUCCGUGGACGACUGGUGGUUCCAACUGCAGGACGCUAUUCGCUCGACCGCCCUGAGUGUUCUCAGAUACGCAUGUCGCAAACAUCAGGACUGGUUUGAGGACAACGACGCCGACAUCAGCAUUCUGCUCGCUGAAAAGCACAGGCUUCACAAGGCCUGCAUGAACCACCGAAUAGACGUCAAGAAGGCGACGUUCUUCCGCCAUCGUCGCAUCGUUCAGUACCGACUGAGGGAGAUGCAGGACACCUUGAGUACCCGCAAAACCGAGGAAAUCCAGAGUCAUGCUGACCGCAAUGAACUCAAGAAUUUCUCAUCACUCAAGGGGAUCUACGGCCCCCAAUUGAGGGACCAACGCUGCCUCUCAGCUCCGAUGGAACUAAACUUUUAG
Molecule: messenger RNA, 411 nt
Organism: Spirometra erinaceieuropaei
Lineage: Eukaryota; Metazoa; Platyhelminthes; Cestoda; Diphyllobothriidea; Diphyllobothriidae
Source: the annotation of a GenBank genome assembly